Messenger RNA from Alexandromys fortis (reed vole), 3666 nucleotides. RefSeq names its product TOX high mobility group box family member 2 (gene Tox2). Gene Ontology annotation, cellular component: nucleus. The coding region runs from base 1085 to 2611 and encodes 508 amino acids. NCBI's taxonomy places the organism in Eukaryota, Metazoa, Chordata, Mammalia, Rodentia, Cricetidae. The record is from RefSeq and is a predicted model, not a curated record. Gene Ontology annotation, biological process: regulation of transcription by RNA polymerase II. Gene Ontology annotation, molecular function: chromatin DNA binding. The transcript is spliced from 9 exons.
CAAGCAGCCAUGUAGAGCUGUUAGUUCCUAGCUGUCUUCUAUGUGGGCAAGAGGCUGGAGCCAUUUUCUCCAGCGGUCCUUCCCAGACAGACCUGAAAUAUUCCAGAAUCCAGAAUCCCAAAACUGAAUGGGGUGGUGAGGGUGGGUAGCGGGUUAGUAGUGGUGGUGGUGAUGGUGGUUAAUGAAGUAAAGGAGGAGAAGACGGAGCCUGACAGUUCUUGCAGCUAGCAAGUGUCCGAGGAAGUUUGAUGCAUUGACAGAGGGCAAGGGAGGCAGAUCCACACCGCUUCUCUGUUGUCCAGAAGGUGUUGGAUGAUGGCCCACUGUACUAAGCUUUGGAGCCUUUCAGUUCUUACACUAAAAGGGGCGGGGACUUUCCAGUGUCUCUGUCCAAGUGCUUUCAAUUCUGGAUGUUCUCCGGUACUGAUGCUGCAAGUCCCGGCCUCGAUUUCCCCCAUAUAUGAAAUUAACCUUUAUGCACUUUGGUCCCUGACCUCUUUCUGAGUAACUCAGAUCAACUCGAGCGGUGUGUGUGUGUGUGUGUGUGUGUGUGUGUGUGUGUUGGGGGGGGGGCAGGAAGACUAGUCUAAGAUUCGUGUGAGUCAAGGGGCCCAGUUCGACAGUUAAGACAGCACCCAUCUCCAGAUGCCACCACUUCCUACGGCCCGGCAUGCCUGGUGCCAACUGACACUGCCCCCAAUAUUUAGGGUGGGAAAUGUCCCAUUUCUAAACAGGUGUGGCCUAGGGGCUUUUCUCUUUCCUCUCGCUCUUGGCGACAAAAGGCGGGACAGGAAAGGCUCACUUGGACUGGCAAGUAACACUACGGGUGGAGGGCUGGGCGGGACCCGGGCGACUGCUCAACCCAGACGAGGACCAGGGCCCCCUUGCCCUCGGCGGCGCCCGAGGCCCGAACAAUAGCGCUUGAGGGCGGGGCGGGGGAGGGCGUGGCUGGAGGGCGUAGCUCCCCUCCGGGCGCCGCCCCCGGCCCGCCCCCCGCGCUUGCACACCGGCUCGCAGAGGGCUCCCACCGCCGCCCGCCCAGGCACUGCCCGCGGGAGCCGCCGCCGCCGCCGCCGCGCCCGCCAUGGACGUCCGCCUGUAUCCCUCGGCGCCCGCGGUCGGUGCGCGGCCCGGGGCCGAGACGGCCGGCCUGGCGCACCUGGACUACUACCACUGCGGCAAGGUAGGCGGCAAGUUUGAUGGUGACAGUGCCUACGUGGGGAUGAGUGACGGAAAUCCAGAGCUCCUGCCAACCAGCCAGACCUACAGCAGCCAGAGCGAGAGCAAUGAAGACUAUGAGAUUCCUCCUAUAACGCCUCCCAACCUCCCUGAGCCAUCCCUCCUGCACCUGGGGGACCACGAAGCCGGCUACCACUCGCUGUGCCACGGCCUUGCGCCCAACGGGCUGCUCCCUGCCUACUCGUACCAAGCUAUGGACCUCCCAGCCAUCAUGGUGUCCAACAUGCUGGCCCAGGAUAGCCACCUGCUGUCUGGACAGCUGCCCACGAUCCAGGAGAUGGUCCACUCGGAGGUAGCUGCCUAUGACUCCGGCAGGCCAGGGCCUCUUCUGGGCCGUCCAGCAAUGCUGGCCAGCCACAUGAGUGCCCUGAGCCAGUCCCAGCUCAUCUCCCAGAUGGGCAUCCGGAGUGGCAUUGCCCACAGCUCCCCAUCACCCCCAGGGAGCAAGUCAGCGACCCCCUCUCCAUCCAGUUCCACACAGGAGGAGGAGUCAGAUGCCCAUUUCAAGGUCUCGGGAGAGAAGAGACCCUCAGCAGACCCAGGCAAAAAGGCCAAGAACCCAAAGAAGAAGAAGAAGAAGGACCCCAAUGAGCCACAAAAGCCAGUGUCAGCCUACGCUCUCUUCUUCAGAGACACUCAGGCCGCCAUCAAGGGGCAGAAUCCCAGUGCCACCUUUGGGGAUGUGUCCAAAAUAGUGGCUUCCAUGUGGGACAGCCUGGGAGAAGAGCAGAAACAGGCAUAUAAGAGGAAGACCGAAGCUGCCAAGAAGGAGUACCUGAAAGCCUUGGCGGCCUACCGAGCUAGCCUCGUCUCCAAGAGCCCUCCGGACCAAGGCGAGGCCAAGACUGCCCAGGCAAAUCCACCAGCCAAAAUGCUCCCACCCAAGCAGCCCAUGUACGCCAUGCCUGGCUUGGCUUCCUUCCUGACGCCCUCGGACCUGCAGGCCUUCCGCACUGGAGCCUCUCCCGCCAACCUGGCCAGGACGCUGGGCUCCAAGGCCCUGCUGCCAGGCCUCAGCACAUCCCCACCACCCUCCUUUCCUCUCAGCCCCUCAUUGCACCAGCAGCUGCCACUGCCCCCCCACGCGCAGGGCGCUCUCCUCAGCCCGCCUCUCAGCAUGUCCCCUGCCCCUCAGCCUCCUGUCCUGCCUGCCUCCAUGGCACUCCAGGUGCAGCUGGCAAUGAGCCCCUCGCCUCCAGGGCCACAGGAUUUCCCACACAUCUCUGAGUUCCCCAGUGGUUCUGGCUCCCGCUCACCUGGCCCAUCCAACCCUUCUAGCAGCGCGGACUGGGAUGGGAGUUACUCCAGCGGGGAGCGCGGCCUCGGCACCUGCAGCCUGCUCCCCAGAGAUAAAUCGCUCUACCUCACCUAAUCCCGCCUCCCCUCCCUCCCUGAGGCUCUCCGGAGGGCACUGCUCCGAGCCGGAAGGGCUGACCGCAGGAGAGAGGCCAUGGCAGCAGGCAGGGUGACCGGCCAGCAGUGAUACACCUAUGCCCCAGGGCUGAGUCUCUCCCUCGACCUCCCACCAGACUCUGCAGAGGCAGCCCACCGCCCACCACCAGCCCAAAGAACCUGCAGGAACCUUCUGCCCGCUGACCUGCUUGCUCCAGGGUAGCUGUGGACCCCACUCCUUGGCCUGCACACAGUCCCCUGCGUCUGGACUUCUGGCCCCAGCCCAAGCUCACCGGGCUGCCCCCCCUCGAGGUUGCUUUGCAACAGACACCCACCCCAGAUGCUGGGCCAGCUACACGUGUGCUCUCGGUGUACACAAAAGAUGCUGAAACCCACGCGUUGUGGGUUCCGUGUAAGUAGUUCACUGUUUUAGAACCGUGCUGAAGACAUCUGUAAGAUUAUUUUGUGGGGAGAAAGAAAGUAAAAAAAAAAUUUUAUAAGACCUUUAGCACAGUUUUUUUUUUUUUUUUGAAGUUUUAUCUUAAGGGAGACAUGUGCGCAAACAGCUGUCAAACUGAUUCUUAUCUGCACACAGAGAGAAUGGGCGCUUUUAAGCCACAUCCAGGGCCGCCGCCUUCUUUUUAUUCCUCCUCCUCCUCCUCCUCGUUCUCCUCCUUCUCUUCCUCUUUCUCUUCUUCGUUCUCCUCCUCUUCUUCCUCCUUUUCAUGUUCUUCUUUUUCCUCCUCUUCCUCCUCCUUUCUUCUUUUUCUUUUCUUUCUUUCUUUUUUUUUUUUUUUGAUCAUAUAUCCACCUAUUUAAAAUUGCCAGCAACGAUUUUGGCCAUCUAUUUAUGAAGAAAAGUUGAGAACAACAUUGUGGUGUCUCCCAAGUGUGUGUGGUUUGGGGUUUGGGUUUGGUUUAGGCUUUGGUUCGUGUUGUUCGCAGCUGUCUCCCGGCCCUUGCAUUGUCCGUCCUGGUGCCCCCGUGCUUUGCUCAGACCUCUUUGUAAUAAAACUUCUGAAAAGUGGCAAGCAA